This is a messenger RNA of Zychaea mexicana, 1567 nucleotides long. Its product is annotated as acyl-CoA dehydrogenase/oxidase. Gene Ontology annotation, molecular function: flavin adenine dinucleotide binding; acyl-CoA dehydrogenase activity. Lineage: Eukaryota; Fungi; Mucoromycota; Mucoromycetes; Mucorales; Lichtheimiaceae. The transcript has 9 exons. Gene Ontology annotation, cellular component: mitochondrion. Bases 41 to 1318 code for a protein of 425 amino acids. The record is from RefSeq and is a predicted model, not a curated record.
CUUCUUUCAAAAUAAAAAAAAGGACCCGCUUUUCUCAACCAUGUCUUUCUUGCGUACUCGUCUUCCUCAGAUUGCACGAUCGGUGUCGUUGGUUGGCCGUCAGGCACCCUAUGUUGCUCGCAACUACUCGUCCAUGACCUACUCUGUGCCCUCGGUCACGGACACUCCUCCCACCUCGCUCCAGUCAUUCACCGAGGAAGAGCUCAUGCUCAAGGAGACUGUCGCCCGCUUUGCUCGUGAGGUUGUCCAGCCCCGAGUACGCGACAUGGAUGAAGCCGAGGUGAUGGACAAGGACAUCAUCAAGGCUAUGUUUGAGAAUGGGUUGAUGGGUCUUGAAACCGAAGCGGACCUUGGUGGUGCCGAAUGCUCGUUCACUGCCGCUGUCCUUGCCGUUGAAGAGUUGGCAAAGAUUGACCCCUCGAUUAGUGCCUUGUGUGACAUUCACAACACCUUGACGAACACUGUCAUUCGCAAGUAUGGCAACAAGGACUUGAAGGAAAAGUACUUGACACGUCUCGCUACUGACACCGUCGGCAGUUUCUGUAUCUCGGAAGCCGGUGCUGGCAGUGAUGCUUUUGCUCUCCAGACCCGUGCUGAGGACAAGGGCGACCACUACCUCUUGAACGGUGGCAAGAUGUGGAUCAGUAACUCUGGCGAAGCUGAUAUCUUUGUCGUCUUUGCCAAUGCUGACCCAUCCAAGGGCUACAAGGGUAUCACUGCCUUCAUUGUCGAAAAGGAAUGGGGCGUUGAGAUUGCCAAGAAGGAAAAGAAGCUCGGUAUCCGCUCGUCCUCCACCUGUGUCUUGAACUUUGACGAUGUCAAGGUUCCCAAGGAAAACGUUUUGGGUGAGAUUGGCCAAGGUUACAAGUAUGCCAUCGAUUCAUUGAACGAAGGCCGUAUUGGUAUUGCUGCCCAGAUGAUCGGUGCUGCCCAAGGUGCUUAUGAAAUUGCCUUACCUUACAUGUUUGAGCGCAAGCAGUUUGGUAAGCCCAUCGGCUCUUUCCAGGCUAUGCAGCAUCAGUUUGCUCAAGUUGCCUGUGAGAUUGAGGCCGCCAAGUUAAUGACAUACAAUGCUGCUCGUCUCAAGGAAGAAGGCAAGCCAUUCGUCAUGGAAGCCGCCAUGGCCAAGUUUGUCGCUGCCAAGGUUGCUGAGCGUGCUACCAGCUAUGCUGUCGAAUGGAUGGGUGGUAACGGCUUUGUCCGUGAAACCGGUGUUGAAAAGUUCUACCGUGACGCCAAGAUCGGUUCCAUCUACGAAGGUACCAACAAUAUGCAAUUGGAGACCGUCGCCAAGAUCAUCUCCACAAAGUACAAAUAAUAAGCAUCUUCCUUUUGAAACCCUAAUGUUAUAUAAGAUAUAAGAAAAAAGACCCUCUAUAAUGUACAGUUUUUCUCCCUUUCCCACUGACGUUUUUUUUUUCGCAGCCCCCCUUCCAGAGCUCUGUAUCCUCCUCCUUCCCUCCUACUACAUUAGUACUCUCCCACACUAACGGUAACUUGUUGUGGCUCAUAUUCUUUUGAGGAAGUUGUGACAAAUAAAAUUUAUAUACAAGAAGUAAAGAACCAG